Molecule: messenger RNA, 4074 nt
Organism: Plasmodium coatneyi
Lineage: Eukaryota; Apicomplexa; Aconoidasida; Haemosporida; Plasmodiidae
Exons: 14
Coding region: 1-4074 (1357 amino acids)
Biological process (GO): regulation of autophagosome maturation; endosomal transport; endosome to lysosome transport
Cellular component (GO): late endosome; endolysosome membrane
Source: RefSeq, a predicted model, not a curated record
AUGUGGAAUGUAUUUAACUUCAAUAAUUUUGACGACAAGCUGAAGAACAACAAAAAUGAGAAGGAGGUUUAUACGCACGAGGACUUGAGGUACUACUUUGAAAAGCUAGUCAAGAUAAACCUCAACAACGUUAACAUAAACAACUUCAUCGAGCUGCUGCGGAAAAUCACGCAGAUAACAAUUUGGGGCGACAAAUAUGAUGAUCAGAUUUUUCAGUACUUCUGCGAAGACAACAUCUUCAACCACUUCAUAUACCUCCUGAGGCAAGACAUUAACAAGAGCAUAAGGAUACAAAUCUACCAGUCCCUCACCCUGCUCAUACAGAACCUGCAAAAGGAUAUUUCUCUGUACUACAUCUUCAGCAACAACAAAAUCAACAACCUAAUUUACACGACGUUCAUUUACCAAGACGAUGAGAUUAUGCCCUACUACAUUUCCAUGAUAAAGUCCAUUUCGUUUUUCCUGAAUUACCACACGUCCAAGUUUUUCUUUAACGAGAAGAGUAUGAAAUUCCCCCUGUACACCGAAGCGCUGAGGUUGUACAAGUUUAACGACAUCAUCACGCGAACCUACGUUAAAAAUAUUAUCCUAAACAUUCUGAAGAUUGAAGAUGAAGGGAUUGAAAACCUUAUCCUCCUGCGGUCCGCUUUCUUCACCAUCCUCGUUUGCUACCUCCGCAAUCACAUCAUAAAGAUGAACAAAAUUUACACAAAAAUUAAGGAGUCGGAAAAAUUGAAAAAAAUGUUUAACACGUAUUUGGACGAAGUGGACGACGUGUUGUACUUUUUCGAGGACAUGCUGAACUGUGAGAAGAAAAGGAUAAAUGAUAUGCUGGUGGUUAAGCUGCUAAUUUAUUUUUUUUUCCCCAUGAUUGGUUCGUUUCAUAGUUCUAUAUACUUCGACUGUGUGAGUGGCUAUGGGGAGGGGGGUAUCUGCGAGGAAGACACUGGAGGGGCAAACGGUAACGACAGUGGCAACGCAAGUGGAAAUGGCAAAGGGGGUGACUUCGAAGGGGGAGACAAAAGGGAGGAUGCAUUCUUCCGCAAGGAAGGCCAAGUGGCCAACACUACUAACCCUGCGAAUGAGAGCAGCAUCGACUAUGUGUACUUUUCCAGUCAGAAGAACGGGGAAGAGAAUGCUGCUUCAGCUGAGGGGGAGGACGUCAUGGUGGACGUUCCCGCAGAUAGUGAAGCCAAUGGGGAAGACCCCACAGAUGAUCAUUCGAAAAUAGAGGAGGAGGGGGUGGUCCCCCUCUGUGACCACUCCGGGGGAAGCAAACCCUGUGAUGAGGAGGAGGUAGAGCAGCAACAGCAGAUGAACCAAAGCGACCCCUCACAGGAGGUCAUAGAAAGCAUUAAGCGUAGUAACCGUGUGCCAUUUAUAAAGAUCUUCGAUAACAACUUAAAUAACGUAAAGAAUUUCCACUUUUGCAAAAAUCUGUCUUCCUCGAAUGCCUCCUCCGUGAACUCGAACGUGAGUAACGUCGAAAUGGACAAGGCGGCCACAGCGGAACCGCAGGAAGAAGCGUCAAUCCAGGCGGAAGGGUCAAUCCAGACGGAAGUGCCAACCCAGGAGGAACCACCUACCAACACGAAGAAAAGCGGCAAGAAGGGAGACAACACAUAUGAAUUCCUCUACUUCAGAGGGAGGAAAAGCUCCAAUAAGGAAAAGGCGGCAGAAGAUAAGCCCCCCGAGGGGGGGGAAGAAGGGAAGGAUGUAGACAGUGAGGGGAAUGCACAGGGAAAAGUGGAAAAAGAUGGCGAGAAAGGAGACGACCAGCUCAUCAAGGAAAAUGAGCUGAAAGAUAGCUACUUUAAAAAACGAAAGAAGAAGAAAAUUUUCAUCCAGAUGACCUCGACGAAUGGGGUUCUUCAUAAGAAAAGGCGGGGCAAAACAUCAAAUGGGAAUGGCUUCUCCAAUGGUAAUACGAAUGGUUACCCAGGCGUAGAGGACGAAUUAGGAGAAGCACAGCAGUUAAUGCAAGGUGGUGCUUUCUGGGAAGAAGUGCAGAAGAACAACCUAACCCACCUAUGCCACGUGGAAAUUCCCACUUUACAGAAGAAAAUCACCUUCGACGAUAACGCAACCAGCGACCUGUACAAUUACCUCUUCAAUUUCAACUCCUUCACAAAGAAGGUCCUGAAUCACUAUCAGAACAAGAUGAGCGUAACAAAUGUAUAUUACAAAAUUUUCAAACUGGGUCUGCUCCUACACCCCCUAUGUUACGUGAACUCUUUUAAAAAUUUCUCGAUCCUCUACAAUUACCUAAUUAACACCACCUUGUCUCUCUUCAUGCUGAUACGAUCAUUGAGCAUUUUAAAGAACGACAAGUUGAAUCAAAUUGUCUACUCCCUCAUUUUUGGCGAGUACAUCAAUGUCCAAUUUCUGCACAGAAUUCUAUCCAACGAACUUAAGGAUCCCUACUUUUACAACUCCUUUUUUGAUCCCCAUAAGAAGAUCAACAUAAGUGAGAAUCCCACGGAUGACCAAGAAUUUGAAAAUGUGUAUUGCUCCUCUAUUGAUCAUUUACUGCCUGAGUAUAACAAGGAGGAGGAGAUGGUUACCCUGGAUUUCGUGAAGGGUUGCUACACGGGGGGGGGAUCAGUCGGUUGCACUACCGCUGUGAAAACGCCCAGUCCAACCGCCACCACAAUAAGCGGGCCACCCAACGAGAUGAUGAAGUACGACGAACUGAGCAACCCGAUAUUGCUAAACUUCCUCCUGCUGACCAACGUGCAGAAGGAAAAAAAUAUAAAAAAAUGCGAAAAGGACAACAUGAAGAAUAAAAUAUCAGAUGUGUAUCUGCUCCUAAGCAUCCAGUUCGUUUCAAAUUUUGUCAAAUCGUAUAAUGGAAAAAUGAGUGACAUAGAUAUCCCGUUUUUUCAAAUUUCUCACCACAAUUUUGUAUACGUUUUUUGGAGCAUCAUAAAUGUGCAUAUAAAUAAUUUGUACCUUCGAAUUAUAACGUUGAAGCUUCUCAUCAAUUUGACGCUGUUCUACAUUGGGAUGAUAGAGGACAAGCGUGUGUGCGUGGACUUUGCCGCCCCGCUGCUGGGGCUCAUUCAGAAGAUCAAGAAAAAGCUAGCCAACAAAAUCAAAAGCAUCAUUGGCAAGAUGGAGUAUAAAGUGUGCCAGAUCUUUUGGGAGGAAAGCAAAAUAUACGAGAACUGCUUUCAGGAGAAGAUUAACAUUUGCCGGGACUCUGUCCUCAUAAACAUCGUGAAUGACGUGGAUGAAUCGGGCGACAACAACUUCCUGUGCUACCCCGUUUCGCAGAUUGAAAUAUAUCGAAGGAAUGUGCAUGUAGGAAUUAACGGCGGUGAAGUCGCCGUGAGGGCCCUGUUUGUCCUAGACGGAGUGUCCACCAAACUGCAAAGACUCCUUUCCUUCGAGAAAAGCGAACAGGAUCAUACGAUUCCCUUCGACUUUAACUACAACGACAUGUCAGCCCUGAUCGACAUAAAGAACAAGAACACCAUCAAGUGCUACCUCAAGAAUAACAACAAAAUUUUCAACUGCUACUACAUCGAAGACAGCACGAACUUCCUUCUGUGCAUCCCCUCCAACAGUCACGUGAAUCAGGCACUAAUCAUUUUCAGCUAUCCCCUAAUGCUCAUCGAUCUAUACAUUGAUAAAAACGACAACAAAAAAUUAAUAAUCCACAUUUAUGGCUACAACAAUGAGGACCCUAACAACGUGGAAGAUUUUUCUGGAGGGAAUUUUAACAACUCAGAAAAAAUAUUUCACAGCAACAAUUUGGAGAGUAAUUACAUGAACACGGUCAGGUGCUACAGCUCCAACAAUGAGGACGGCCUUCUGGAGGACAGUCCCAAAGUGCACAAAAACGACUACAUACUGAACAAGUACAGCUCUGCCUACAAGAAGAACAGGACCAUAACUAGUAUGAAGAAGGAAUGGUGUCACAAGGAACUGAACUUCAUGAAGAACGUCCUGAAGCUGAACUUUUAUGACACAACCAGAUCGCUCAUUGUCUACAAGGAACUCAAAUCAGGGAUACAACACAUAAACGAUAAGUAUAAGAAAAAGUUGGAGGAGUACCUCAACACGUUCUAG